AUGUACAGCGAUGUUUUGAGCCGACAUGCCAAGGGCCAUAAUCAAGCCAAUGCAACAGCCGGUCCAUCGGAAGCGCCACAUCGACAGCCAGUAAUUGCCGGUACAUCAAUGAUCCCAGGAAAUGGUUUUGUCAGCACAGAAUCACAGAUCCCACCUCUAUCUACCACUCGAGAUGCAUCAGCCGGGCUCCCAUCCUCACUAGAUUACCUAGCCGACAUCUCAGCCCACCAUGGCCGCGCCGAGUCAGACAUUGGCGCGAUGAUUAACGACCAGCAGUACUUUGGGUGGAAUGCAGCCAUGCCGGAUCAAGUGUCGCAUCAAGCUGGCUUGGCCUUCGACCCUGGAUCAAAAGACAUGCUACAAAUGUGGCUUGAACCUCACCCAGAUUCGAAGUUAAAUGACUCAGUAGAUCUAAUGCACGAUAGCCAUUUCCCUCUAAUGGGUGACAAUUUGAUUCUCACACCAGAGCAGGAUCGACAUUCAGUCGACCGCGAUAGCAUUCCCAAUGAACGCUUCGCUAGAGUCCAGCAGUGCUGGUUAGCACCGCCGAAUACUGGGCGUCUUAUCAACACUUUAUGGCGGGAUAUCGCCAUGUCGACUGUCGAUAAUAUCUUCUCCGCGCAGUCAUCACAUCUUCCGAGUGAGCCAAGUGUUGUUCAGGGAUCGCGGUGCGGAUUCGAUGAGGAUUGCAGACAGCGCCUACAGGCAGCUUUUGGAUCAAUAGCUGUUUCUGCACAUAUACAAUCUCCAACAGAUAGGAUCAUUGCUCCAAUCGCGCCUACCUCGACCUUGAAUCAUUCUGGUUUCCCUCCUGCUGAGAUCUUUGAUAUGGCCCUAGACUUAUUUUUCCGUCUUUUCAAUCCGCUCUUACCAUUUAUCCAUCAGCCGACCUUUUCGGCAAAGAAGGCGCGACCAUCUCUCCUAUAUGUUAUGACGCUGGUUGGCAUGACAUUGCUUGGUACGAAAGGAACAACUGCGUUUGUGUCCAGAAAUUUCUCGGGCACUUUGGAAAAGGUGACAGCUGAAUUUGCUCAAUGCUCGAUGGGAGUUGACAGCGCUUCCGGCACUAUGACAUUAUUUGCAACAGCUUUGCUUCUAAUAAACCUAGCUGGUUUGACUGGGGAAAAGGCACACCUGGAACAGUGUCAACCUCUUUAUAUCAACGUCAUGUCUGUCGCCCAAAGACAUGGCUUAUUUUCAGCCAGCGAGGGACAGAGCCUUGACAUGACUUUGUUUGAAACAAUCCCCGAUAUUGAUAUGAGAUGGAAAUCCUGGAGCAAGGUCGAAUCAACCAAGAGAAUAAUCAUCGGACUACUGCUCCUGGACUCUUGGUACUCCUCAUUCCUCUCAACAGGUCCAAUCGCAGUCCCAGACUCGAUCCAACUCAUCCUCCCCUGCAGCGAAUCUCUCUUCUGCGCCCACUCCUCCAUCCAAUGGACACACCUAAUCCGUAGCGGCAAUUCCAUCCUCUCAUCAACAAUCCUCGCCCCAUCCGAAAACAUCAAUAUCCCCACACUAGAAUCCCCCGCAGACGACUUUUGUAUACAAGCAGUACUAGCAAUAGUUCAACUUCGCCAGUCCGAAUCCUACCACCGCCUCCUCUCAAAUAGAGCCAGCUACCCCUUUGCUCCAUGUCACACCUACGCCAUGGACGGCCGAGCCAGAUGCCUCCCCUCCCUCCAAUCCCAGCUAAUAACAAACUACGGCGAAACCCUCGACCGUCUAACCCCCAACGCUCUCAUUACAUGGCACAACAUGUGCAUGACUCUGACAGCCGAUAUCCAAAUAUUCGACCUCGCAGCCGGCCGCGCAGGCCCAGCUCCCGCGCGUAAAGCCCUUGACGAUAUCCGCGAGUGGUCGCAGACACCUGCAGCACGACGCGCUUGUCUACACGCAGCGCAUAUCUACAAAGUCAUGGCAAACCGCAAAGCCUCCGACCACCCCACGUUCCAAUCUAUGUUUUCGCUCUUCUCGGCGGGAUUGGUACUCGGUCUGUAUACGUUCACGGCAUCGGAGUCUACAACUUCGCCGUCUGCCGGGUCUGUGGAGUUGAUGGAUGAUGUUGAUUGGAGGUCGGUAGGGACUGAUGGGUUUACAAGUUUCAUGGAGCCUGGGGGAAGCCAGACUUUUGCGUCGGCGGAUCCUGCUGUUAACUUUAUUCGAAAUGGGGCUACUAUAUACCUGCGUGGACUGCCUUUCCACGGUGGGUAUCAGUCUGCGCGGAGAAUCCUACUUGAUUAUGCCUCGCUUCUCAAGGAUUCUGGGAAAUGGAGUGUCAAGCAGUUUUCGUAUAUUUUAUACAUAAUGAGUGAUGUUCUUAUGGAUGUGGAGUGA
Messenger RNA from Penicillium griseofulvum, 2334 nucleotides. RefSeq names its product fungal specific transcription factor domain-containing protein. Gene Ontology annotation, cellular component: chromatin. The transcript is spliced from 5 exons. The record is from RefSeq and is a predicted model, not a curated record. Gene Ontology annotation, molecular function: DNA-binding transcription factor activity, RNA polymerase II-specific; zinc ion binding; RNA polymerase II cis-regulatory region sequence-specific DNA binding. Gene Ontology annotation, biological process: DNA-templated transcription; regulation of transcription by RNA polymerase II. The coding region runs from base 1 to 2334 and encodes 777 amino acids. NCBI's taxonomy places the organism in Eukaryota, Fungi, Ascomycota, Eurotiomycetes, Eurotiales, Aspergillaceae.